UGGUAUGGAUCAGAAAGAGUUCCAGUUCGGAAGCGUUUGCUGCGGAGAGGGAAUGAAUGGGCGCUGGGAGUCCACCUUCGAGGUGGGGACGGGAGGGCUGUAGCGAGAGGGCCUUAGCGUGUGAACGGCCGGGCUCGGGCCUCCUUUCCGCAGCAUGGAGGACGAUGCGCCGGUGAUCUACGGGCUGGAGUUCCAGGCACGUGCUUUAACACCUCAAACCGCAGAAACAGAUGCCAUUCGGUUUUUGGUUGGGACGCAGUCUCUUAAAUAUGAUAAUCAGAUCCACAUCAUAGAUUUUGAUGAUGAAAAUAACAUUAUAAAUAAAAACGUCCUCCUCCAUCAAGUGGGUGAAAUCUGGCACAUUAGUGCCAGUCCUGCAGAUAGAGGUGUGCUGGCAACCUGCUACAAUAAAACUUCAGACAGCAGAGUCCUGACAUGUGCGGCCGUGUGGAGGAUGCCGAAGGAAUUGGAAUCAAGCAGCCACGAGUCCCCGGACGAUUCAUCCAGCACUGCGCAGACCCUGGAGCUGCUCUGUCACCUUGACAACACAGCCCACGGCAACAUGGCCUGUGUCACAUGGGAGCCGAUGGGAGAUGGGAAGAGAAUAAUUUCACUGGCUGAUAACCACAUCCUGCUGUGGGAUUUACAGGAGAGCUCAAGCCAGGCUGUGCUGGCCAGCUCGGCAUCCCUGGAAGGGAAGGGACAGCUGAAAUUCACCUCGGGCCGGUGGAGCCCACAUCACAACUGCACGCAGGUGGCCACGGCGAGUGACACGACCCUGCGUGGGUGGGACACGCGGACCAUGAGCCAGAUAUACUGCAUCGAGAAUGCCCAUGGACAGCUGGUGCGGGACCUUGACUUCAAUCCCAAUAAACAGUACUACUUGGCCAGCUGCGGGGAUGACUGUAAGGUGAAGUUCUGGGACACCCGAAAUGUCACGGAACCCGUGAAGACCCUGGAGGAGCACUCCCACUGGGUGUGGAAUGUCCGCUACAACCACUCUCACGACCAGCUGGUCCUCACAGGCAGCAGUGACAGCAGGGUCAUCCUGUCCAACAUGGUAUCCAUCUCCUCGGAGCCCUUUGGCCACCUGGUGGACGAUGAGGAUGUCAGCGACCAGGAGGAGCACCAUCCUGAAGAGAAGAAUAAGGAGCCCCUGCAGGAUAAUGUCAUAGCGACCUACGAGGAGCACGAGGACAGUGUGUACGCCGUGGAGUGGUCCUCAGCGGAUCCCUGGCUCUUUGCCUCUCUGAGUUAUGACGGGCGACUGGUCAUCAACAGGGUCCCCAGGGCUCUGAAAUACCACAUACUGCUCUGAUGCGCUCGCUGGCCCUCCUGGCUUGUCCCCUUGGCAGAUUCUUGAAAACAUGCAGCUAUUUGGAGGUGAUUAGUGUUCUAAGUACACCCUGUCUGGGAGAACUGACCCUGCCUUGUUCCUGCUCGAGCAUGUGCACUGCUGACACCGGGGCAGGUGGACGCUGUGCAGGGGACCCCGUUCCAGGAGUCUGUGUCCUCCCGCCACUGCUCGGGCUCUGUUUUCUGUUUUAAGGCUGUUGGGAGUUUUACUUUUUAAAAAAAAUUCUGUUCCCACAAUAUUAUCUUUCUCUUUCCCUUGAGAUUAAAAAUGAAAUAAAAUAAGGCCGUA
This is a messenger RNA of Cynocephalus volans (Philippine flying lemur), 1645 nucleotides long. RefSeq names its product EARP complex and GARP complex interacting protein 1 (gene EIPR1). Gene Ontology annotation, biological process: protein ubiquitination. Gene Ontology annotation, molecular function: protein binding. Lineage: Eukaryota; Metazoa; Chordata; Mammalia; Dermoptera; Cynocephalidae. Bases 155 to 1318 code for a protein of 387 amino acids. The transcript is spliced from 9 exons. The record is from RefSeq and is a predicted model, not a curated record.